AUGAUCUAUAACCUGUACUUACACCCUCUUAAGAAGUUCCCAGGGCCGUUCUGGGGCCGUUCGACACUGCUUUGGCGUUUCUAUCACUCGACCUCAGGCCGCUUCCACCGCCGUGUACAGGAACAGCACAAGAUCCACGGACCCGUAGUCCGUGUCUCGCCCAGCGAACUUUCAUUCGCCAGUAUCGAAUCCUACAAAGACAUAUACGGCCACGCAACCGUAGCACGUCAGGCGUGCAUGAAAGGCGAGUUCUACAGAAUAUUCGGAAGCGGCUUCAAGUCAGCAUGUAUCGCCACGGAACGAAAUGCCGUCGAGCACGAUCGCAUGCGCAAGGCGCUCUCCGGGGCUUUCUCGAUGAGGGCCCUGAUUGAACAAGAAGACAUCGUCAGAGGCAAUAUCGACGCCUUUAUCAAGCGUAUUGGAGUUGACGGUGGACCUGACUCGAAAGGACUGGAUAUGACGAAGUGGUUCGAGAUGGUGUCUUUUGACAUAUUGGGGGACAUGGCAUUCGGUGAAAACUUCGGUAGUAUUGCUCGAGGGUCUCCUCACCCCUGGCAGGAGAUGUUGACGGGACACCUCUAUGCCACUGCCUUCGUAGAUAUGCUUAGGAGGUAUCCCCUAUUCGUCACGCUCGGCAAACUGGUCAUGCCGUUGACUACGUCUAUACAAAAUAAACAUACGGCACUUAGUCGAGAAAAGGUUGCACGUCGCCUCAACUCAACAAACCCACGAGCAGAUUUCAUGUCCCAUCUCAUCAAGAAACUUAACGAAGGCGAAAUGGACAUGGAAGAACUAACAGCACACGCCUCUACCCUGACCGUUGCCGGCGGCGAGACUGUCGCGACAGCCAUGGCCGCAACCACAUGGUAUAUCCUCCACACACCCCACGCGCUCGCCCGUCUCCAGAGCGAGAUCCGCGGCGCCUUCCUCACCUACGCGGACAUAACUGCGACGCGCGCCGGGCAGCUCCGAUACCUACAGGCCGUUAUCCAAGAGGGCCUGCGCAUCUUCCCCCCCGGAUCCCGCGGCUUCCCCCGUACCUCGCUUGGCGUGGAGGUCACUGGCCACUAUGUUCCGCCUGGCACGGAGCUGUACACCAGUGGAUGGACACUGACGCACGACGAGAAGAACUUCCACGACCCGUUUGCGUUCCUGCCGGAGAGGUGGAUCGACCGCGAGUGUAAGGAUCUGAAGGAGGCGAGCCAGCCGUUUGCCGUUGGGCCGAGGGGCUGCAUUGGGAAGAACUUCGCAUACCUAGAGCUCACAUUGAUCCUCGCAACGCUUAUCUGGACCUAUGACAUGGAGUUGGUGGACAAGGAGGCGGGCUGGGAGGAGGAUAGCAAGGAGCAUGUCUUUUGGACGAAGCCGCCGCUCAUGAUUCGAUUCAGACCCGUCCAGCGUGAUGCGACGUGA
Hypoxylon fragiforme is the source of this 1413-nucleotide messenger RNA. RefSeq names its product putative cytochrome P450. The record is from RefSeq and is a predicted model, not a curated record. NCBI's taxonomy places the organism in Eukaryota, Fungi, Ascomycota, Sordariomycetes, Xylariales, Hypoxylaceae. Gene Ontology annotation, molecular function: iron ion binding; monooxygenase activity; oxidoreductase activity, acting on paired donors, with incorporation or reduction of molecular oxygen. The coding region runs from base 1 to 1413 and encodes 470 amino acids. The transcript has 6 exons.